Saprolegnia diclina VS20 is the source of this 2291-nucleotide messenger RNA. RefSeq lists its product as hypothetical. Gene Ontology annotation, molecular function: lipid binding; metal ion binding. The record is from RefSeq and is a predicted model, not a curated record. The coding region runs from base 40 to 2229 and encodes 729 amino acids. NCBI's taxonomy places the organism in Eukaryota, Oomycota, Saprolegniomycetes, Saprolegniales, Saprolegniaceae. The transcript is spliced from 2 exons.
UUGAGCCGACACUCCGAUAUCCAUCCCAAGCAGCAGAGCAUGACGAAGCGGCAGUACCCGCUUCCGGCCGACUACUUUCGGUGCCCGGCCUUGACAAACGACGAGCGCGCGUACUUUAUCCAGCUCGGCGACAAGACGUUCCACACGUUCCUCGAGAAGACGGUAACCAAGCCGGACCCGAGCCUCGAGUGGCGCUCGGCCGGGCGCCAGCACGGCGUCAAGCUCCUCGAAGCCCACAGCACGAGCGGCCACCGCCUCGACCAAGGCAUCUUGCCCUUUCGUGCAAUCGCCAAGGUCACGGGGACGAUCGAAGAGGUCGCGGCGCUGCACGACUUUGACACGCGCGACAAGUGCCUCACGUACAUGAACCAGUACGACUCGAUGGGCGACGUCCUCGACAUGAUUCCGCUCUACACGUUCAUCGAGCGGUCGGCGGACCUCCCGUCGCUCCAUCAAGUGUACGUCAAGUGGGUUGCGUGCGCGAGUCCCGUGCCCAUGAUCCACGACCGCGACUACCUCUACAUUGAGACACAAAACGAGUUUAUUCUCGAGUCGGGCCAGCGUGGCUGGGCGUACUGCCAGCACUCGAUCACACUGCCGUCCGUGCCGCCACUGCGCAACCAUACGGGCCUCAACCUCGUGCGCGGCUCGCUCUACCACACGGGCUGCGUCUUUCUCGAGUCCGAGACGCCUGGCGUCUUGGAGGUGACGUACCACAUUGCGUCCGACUUCAAGGGCGCGAUGCCGCAGUGGGUCCGCCGCCUCGGGCUCAAGCGGCGCGCGACCAACGUCGCCAAGGUCAACGAUUUCAUCCACGAACAGCGCCUCAGCGCGUGUCGCAUGCGCACGCAGCUCGAGUGCCGGCCGACGCUUCACUCCAAGCACUGCCACCUCUGCGACCGAUCGUUCGCGCUCCGCCGGCCACGCAACUGCCACGCAUGCGGCGAAGUCGUGUGCUCACGCUGCUCGAAACCGUGGCGGCUCACCGGCAUCUUUCGGCUUGGGCCCGCGACCGUGUGCGUCUGCCACGCGUGCUCGUCGGCGGUCCGGGACGGCACGUCGCUGCACUUUAGCGCCUCUGACGGCGAUGCGAUUGCCGAAGCACGCGACGAAGAUGACAACGAGAUCGACGACGAGGAUCGGCCGUCGAUCAUCAUCAUUGCGUCCGAGCCGCCGCCGCGCCGGUCGUCCAUGAGCCGGCACUCGAGCUUUUCGCGGGCGCGGCCGUCGAUCCAGCCGUCGCGCAAGCCAUCGCGACGCAACUCGAUCAAGGGAAUCUUCCGCCCGUCGACGUCGACCAUCUCGUACGUCUCGUCGUCCAACGAGCCGACGCCGUAUGUGAGCAAGAUGCACCAAGAUUUUCUCGACGUCGCGUCGACGACCGAGACGGUCGACCUCACGCGGCUUCAAAAGCAGCUGCAAACCAAGCACGAGCACGACGCACUGGAAGCCAUGUACCGCCGCAUGACGCCAGGCCUUGAUCGGUUCGUGCACGUUGACACGGGCAGCGACGUCGACUAUGUGCCCGAGACGAAAGAAAUCGACGACGACCACCGCCACUCGUCGCCAUCGACCGUCGAUUUGAGCUACCUCAACGAGAUCUACCGCCACACACUCUCAUCGUCGUCGCACGCCGACAGCGACCCGCGCUACUCGUACUGGGAGAGCGAGCCGCCGCUUCUCGACUACCGCAAGUCGCGUGUCUCCGAGUACGACCCGUCGCGCCGCAGCGCCUACGACGAACUCAACGCCCUCGUCGACGACGUGGAAGAGUCCAAGGAAGACGCAGGCAAUGGCUUCCGCGUCCACGCGCCACCGGGCACCACCAUGUACCCGCUGCCGACCAAGGCAGCACCCGAAACACCAGGUGUGCCAGCUCCAAAGGGCGCGACGCUCUAUACGAUGCACCCGCGCCACGACAGCUACGGUUUUGCGACGCCCUUUACGAUCGCCGAAGAGGCGUUGGACUCGCUCAAGUCGUCGACCGUCGUCAAGCCGUACGAGCUCGACGGGCUCGAGCUCACGGACGAGUCUGCACUCUCGAGCCUCAACACGAGCCGGUCGUACCAAGAGAGCGUGCUGCAGCAGGCAGUCGACGAUGCCGAUCUGCCGCCGCCGCCGACCGCCGACCACGGAUUUGCGUACAAGCCGAUCGCGUCCAACCACGAAGGUGUCCGACGACUCCUCGCCGAGCUCGCCAAACAGCAGCAGCAACAACAACCGUACUAGACUCGUGUAAUUUAACCACCCAAUCGCAAACCCACUGGACGAUCGCGAGUCCCGUACCCUAA